This is a messenger RNA of Debaryomyces hansenii CBS767, 915 nucleotides long. RefSeq lists its product as uncharacterized. Gene Ontology annotation, cellular component: endomembrane system. The transcript has a single exon. Lineage: Eukaryota; Fungi; Ascomycota; Pichiomycetes; Serinales; Debaryomycetaceae. Gene Ontology annotation, molecular function: acyltransferase activity. The coding region runs from base 1 to 915 and encodes 304 amino acids. The record is from RefSeq and is a predicted model, not a curated record.
AUGAAUGGAGUGAACUUUGUUGUAACAGGAGACGAUAUUAAUACGGAUUCUGCAAUUAUUAUAAGUAAUCACAAAUCUCUAGUUGAUUUCAUAGCCAUGGCCUACUUGGCUAGGUACACAAAUGAUAUGCUGAAUAAUGAAGAAAACGAAAAAUCUUUCAAAAACCUCACUCUUCCCAGAAUCAACUUUUUUACUUGGUUCAAACUAUGGCGUAUUCCAUCAAUAAGAGUGCUAAUUAACCUAGCAAAAUGUGAUGAAAAUUGGGAAUUAGAGAGUUCUUUGAGCAAAAUCGUAUUUGGAAAGAUCCUGAAAAGCAAAGUUCCAGAAUGGAUCGUAUUGUUCCCUGAAGUAAAUAUUUGGACUGAAGAGGAUUCUUCCUUACAAAAAGCUCAGGGCGAAAAGUUUUACUUACCGACGUUGCAAAAUAUAUUAUAUCCCAGGUUCUCAGCAUUUUAUAAUGUGAUUUCAACUUUAAACAGCAAAGAGCAUUCUAAAUUUAAUCAGCUUUAUGAUGUAUCGGUUUUAUAUGAGUCGAAAAGUAUAGAAUCAAAAACACCUACAAAUAAAGCAUCUAAAGACGAAAGUAAUGCAGUAAGUUCAUCGGAAACCCCCCAGGACAAGGGUGUAAAUUUAGUAUCGCCAAAUCUAUUAGAAAUAUUCUCUUCAGAUAAUCCAAUAACGAUACAUAUACAUGUUAAAUCCAAGAGGUUACUGAGAGUUCCAACAAAGAGGAGCAAAAUAGAGAAAUGGCUAGAAAAUACUUGGGUUGAAAAAGAUAAGUUCUUAGACCAGUGGAAAACGGAUCUAUCAAAAGCAACUACAUUUUCUGUUAAUAAAGGUAGAACUCCUCAAAAUAGCCCGCCACAGAUUAAAACGGGUGUGUUCAGACUGGGUUCAAUAAAAAGCAGUAUAUAA